UUGCAGUUCAAUUUUUUUCCUGUAGAUGACAGUUGUUCUCUGUUCUGUCCCGCUGGAGACCUAACAAGACACGAAGAAGUCUGACCUCCAAAAAUGUGACAGCCUUGCUAAUCUAUCCCCGAUAUAUCGGUCUGAUUUAUCAGAAACAACGUCAAUAUGAAGACAUUUCAUAAUCACGGAACCUGUACAAUAUGUAUGGUCGUCUCAACAACACGUUUCAAAUACAUACAUUGUUAGACGUUUUACCAGUACAAGAUUUUACUCGAUUAUUGACCUGUUUUGUCUGGUAGAUAUAUGGAAAAACAUGCUUGCGUUUUCCUUGCAGAUCUUCAUGAGUUGACGACGGCUGUGUGUACUCUGACAUAAAUAAACAUGGUUGGAACCAAAACAUUAGACUUCUACACGGUAGAACUGUCGGAUACAGUAGGAUUCUGAAGAAUAAUUGUCAUACUGCAUUUAUUCGUGUAAUAUGAACGGUUGAUAGCUAACGAGUUACAAACUUGUUAACAGUUGGCUAACGUUAGCUACCAACAGUAACCCCGAGAUUACUAACUCUAGCUAGCUAGUGUACACCCAGGACUGUAAAGAUGUUGCAGUGUGUGUCUCGGUCGUGUUUGAGGAACGGGAGAAGCAUUGUCGACUACGUCGUCAGAUACGGCUGUACUCAGACAGCACGAGGUCUGUCGAGCUUGGGCUCCGGUAGCACCGUGAGAGCUCCACGUUCCUGGUCGGUUCACCCGGUAACGGACAUCAACCGAAGAGCCUUCACUGGGUCUGUGUCGGUGAGUUCUAGAAGAACCGGGGAUGUCCAGGAAUCACCGGGCGUUGAGGACUUCGGAUCUCUUUCCGCUGAUUUUUCCUCCAGACGGGCCUUCCGGAAGACCACCCCAGAGCUGCAGGAGAUGUUGUAUCGGGAGGAGAGGCAGGCGGCCGGGCAGGAGGAGGAGAGGGAGCCGGUGGCCUUCAGGUCUAGGACUGGGCGGAGGAACACACAGUACUGGUACUUCCUUCAGUGUAAAAGACUCAUCAAGGAGAACAAGCUGUCUGAGGCCCUGUCCAUGUUCCAGAGGGAGAUGUUGGAGGGAGAGAGACUCCCACCUGAGGAAUAUAACUACACUGUCCUGAUAGGAGGCUGUGGGCGAGCAGGACAUCUCAAACACGCCUUCAAACUCUACAACGACAUGAAGAAGAGAGGUCUGGUUCCUAGCGACGCCACCUACACCGCUCUGUUCAACGCCUGUGCCGAGUCACCACGGAAACAAGCCGGGCUGCAGCAAGCCAUCCACUUGGAGCAGGAGCUGCGGCGGAAGAACCAUCCCCUCAGUGACAUCACAUACCACGCCCUGCUGAAGACACACGCCCUCACCAACCACCUUCGAGCCUGUUUACACACACUGCGGGACAUGCUACAGGCUGGUCAUGCAGUAACUCAGGAGACCUUCCACUUCCUGCUGAUGGGCUGUGUGAGAGACAGAGUCACUGGCUUCAGACAGGCCCUGCAGGUGUAUCGUCAGAUGUUGAGGAUGGGGAUUCGUCCCGACGUCCAGAACUACAACCUGCUGCUCCGCGCUGCUAGAGAUUGUGGGAUAGGUAACCCCGCCGUGGCCUCUGCCCUGCUGCUGACCUCUGAUUGCGGCCAGGAAGGUCAAGCGGUAAAGGUCAGGGGUCAGGGGUCGGCUCCACUGGACGUCGACGCUCUGGAGAGUCAACUGUUCACACAACACCCCGACAACGACCUUAGUCACCAUAGCAAUGACCCUAGCAACAUCCUCAGACACCAUAGCGACCUGGACAGUAGUGUGGUUGCCCCGAUAACAACCCAACUGGUGAUGGUGAGGAAGGGAGGAGAGCAAGAGGCUCCCAUUGGUUCUCUCCCCUGUCUGUCAGGAACCAGUUCCCACCCCCCCAACCUGCUGGACCUAUCAGUGGGCAGGGCUGAAGAGGGGGGUGUGGUCUCGCUUGGUGUGGUGAGCGGAAUGUUUGAUAGGCUGGCGCUGAUGGGCGGGGCCCAGGGCUUCCUGGAUAAGAUGGCCACUGCGGGGCUCUGCCCAGACAUCAGAACUCUCACACUAUUAGCUGACACCAUGGAGCCCGGCAUCCAAUCACUGCACAGCCUGCUGGCGGUCGCUAAGCAACACGGUGUGAAGCUGGACGCAGCGUUCUACAACAGUGUGAUCCGCAGGGCAGCACGUGCUGGAGACCUACAAGAGGCUAAGGCAGUGAUGUGUGUGAUGCAGGAAAGACGUGUGCGUGCGGAUGUACGGACAUACGGAAGUCUGGCUCUGGGCUGCAACAGACAGACAGAUGCCCUACAGCUGCUGGGGGACAUGCAGGCGGCGGGGGUGCAGCCCAGUGUGCAGGUGUUCUCUGCUCUUAUUGGCUGUGCCAGCAGGAGGCUGGACUAUGUGUAUCUGAGGCUGGUGCUUAGAGCCAUGAGGGAACACAACGUCCCACCUAAUGACAUCAUCAUCACUCAGCUAGAACACGCCUCCCAGUACCCGCCCAACUAUAACCAGUAUAAGUUUAGGAACACCUACCUGUCUCAGAUUGAUGGUUUCCGUGGUUACUACCACCAGUGGCUGACCACCAUGCCUGCCCAGGAGACAGGAGGACCUGAGAGAGACCACCCUGCAGAGACGAGACAAGAUGGACACCAGCAGGCAGCAGCAGCAAGGCGACACCGCAAGCAACACAGCUGAACACACACACCUUUGUACCCGCACUCGCACACACACACUGCAAGCAUUGUAAAUGUGAGCGUCUACAACCCCAGAACCAUGAUGCUGUUACUCUGUGUCGUCACGUGUCCUGUAAAUAUCAGAUGAGGCUGGUGGGAGGACCUAUAGGAGGAUGGCCUCAUUUGUAAUGGCUGGAAUGGAGUAAAUGGAACAGUCAAUCAUGUGGUUUCCAUAUGUUUGAUGUCUUUGACACGUUUCAUUUUUUUCCAUUCCAGCCUCUACAAUGAGUCUGUCAUCCUAUAGCUCCUCCCAACAGCCUCCAAUGAAAUAUAUGUAAACUGUUAUGUUUCUUUUAUGUAAUAAACUUACAGUAAUAAAA
Messenger RNA from Oncorhynchus mykiss (rainbow trout), 3057 nucleotides. It is a transcript of the gene ptcd1, whose product is annotated as pentatricopeptide repeat domain 1. Gene Ontology annotation, cellular component: mitochondrial matrix. NCBI's taxonomy places the organism in Eukaryota, Metazoa, Chordata, Actinopteri, Salmoniformes, Salmonidae. Gene Ontology annotation, molecular function: protein binding; tRNA binding. Gene Ontology annotation, biological process: tRNA 3'-end processing. The record is from RefSeq and is a predicted model, not a curated record.